Molecule: messenger RNA, 1983 nt
Organism: Talaromyces atroroseus
Lineage: Eukaryota; Fungi; Ascomycota; Eurotiomycetes; Eurotiales; Trichocomaceae
Exons: 13
Coding region: 1-1983 (660 amino acids)
Biological process (GO): RNA polymerase I preinitiation complex assembly; translation; nucleolar large rRNA transcription by RNA polymerase I
Cellular component (GO): RNA polymerase I core factor complex; ribosome; RNA polymerase transcription factor SL1 complex
Molecular function (GO): RNA polymerase I core promoter sequence-specific DNA binding; protein binding; structural constituent of ribosome
Source: RefSeq, a predicted model, not a curated record
AUGGAAUAUGUCAAGCGCGGACCGUGCGGACAAGAUGGAUGUCGACAAACCCGCUACUACUUGGAUAACGGCAUCUGGUUCUGCAGGCGUGGCCAUCAGCAAGAGGGCCGCCAAGUCGAAGAAGAUCCUGACGACUGGAACAAACGAGGAAAAGUUCAUCGUAUCAAAAAGGUUGCCGAAGAGAAGUCCCAGCAGACGUAUACUGGACGACAAGGAUAUCGCCUUUUCAUAUACGCAUAUCAACUCAUACUCUGGAAGCAAUGCCAAGCGCUGGUAUCGCAGAAAGGGUUCCCCGCUGAUAUAGAGAAAAUAGUGAAAGAUCUCUGGGGCUUGCGACUGCAAAAUCUAACAGACAAGUAUGAUGUGUCACUGGACGAGCCAGACGAAGAUACUGGCACAGAAACUUUCAGUUCACAGACUCCUGCUGUCGCAAGCGUUGAAGACAAGGAUCAAAAUUUGAAGGGUCAAAAGACGAGCCGAAAGUCGACUGACAGCCCCCUCCUGAAAGAGACCUUGGGCCUCUGCUAUCUGGCCUGUUUACUGCUACGCUUGCCUGUGAGCGUGGGUGACAUCUACCGAUAUGCCAUGCGAAAUGAAAUACCCUUUAUUGGGGCUCUCAAAAUUGUCCCUCAAGAAAUGAGAGACCGAAUGUCGCCGCAGCACACAAGAGAUCUCAGCGUACAGGUUCUUCCAGAAGGCGAUGAGCUUCACGAAACCGUGUAUCGAUUGGUCAAUAUGUAUACACGCGAACACGAUGUCACAUUUCCUCCAUUGAAUAUGCCACUUAUGCUCUAUCAAUUUGUCCGCCAGCUAGGGGUACCACUGGAGGUUUAUUCGUUUGUUAAAAAAUUGCAACUAUUCCUCAACUUUUCAUUCAAAUUCUCCUCGGACAAAAGGAGAGCAUUGAGAGCUCAGGCAUUCCCGGAGGCUCAAUUGUUAGCUCUCAUUAUCAUUGCUACGAAACUUAUAUUCCCUUUUAGCGAGACCAAGGGAUAUCCAAUUUCGGCUACAGAACCAGCUGCGCAGAUUGUCGACUGGAAUUUGUGGGCCGAUGCACAAAAGCAUUUCAAAGAUAAGACCACAGCAGAAGGCCGAUUAGGAAAGGGCCAGGAAGUUACCGUCAAUGAAGGCAAUGUAUUCCACAUGACAGGGCAACAGCUGGACGAUUACUUGGAUUGGUAUCAAGAUACUUGGCUUGACCAAAAUAAAAACAUGUUUCCGCUCACCCGUGCGGAACCUGAAGAUCUCCUGAAAAUGUAUCCCAGUGCGGAGGUCGAGGAAGCGAUUGAUGAUACAGUUCGCGAAGUUACCGCGAGCAUUCGCCUAGCUCAGAUAAUCCCAUUUGGGCAAAGUCGUGGGGAAGACAGUGAAGGCGACCAGGAUACGGGCGAAGAAGAAGACCCCGACCCAAAUCCUCGUCCUGGCCAUUCAUAUGAAAUAUACAAAACAGCAUCUGCAUUACCCGACACAGCGCGCAAAUUUUUUGAAAAGGCAGCAAACCUGUCAGGGUUGUCAUUGAACACACUCGUAGCAGUUGUGUAUCGCACAGAGCGCAAGUUGGGAAAGUUCCAACUUGACCAUUUCGUCGAAUUUCGAAUGCAGAUUUUCGUCAAGACCCUCACGGGCAAGACCAUCACCCUUGAGGUCGAGUCCUCCGACACCAUCGACAAUGUCAAGUCCAAGAUCCAGGACAAGGAGGGUAUCCCCCCGGACCAGCAGCGUCUGAUCUUCGCCGGAAAGCAGCUUGAAGAUGGCCGUACUCUUAGCGACUACAACAUCCAGAAGGAGUCCACUCUUCACCUUGUCCUCCGUCUCCGUGGUGGUAUCAUCGAGCCCUCCCUGAAGGCUCUUGCCUCCAAGUACAACUGCGAGAAGUCCAUCUGCCGCAAGUGCUACGCUCGUCUCCCCCCUCGUGCCACCAACUGCCGCAAGCGAAAGUGCGGUCACACCAACCAGCUCCGCCCUAAGAAGAAGCUCAAGUAA